Molecule: messenger RNA, 786 nt
Organism: Durio zibethinus
Lineage: Eukaryota; Viridiplantae; Streptophyta; Magnoliopsida; Malvales; Malvaceae
Source: RefSeq, a predicted model, not a curated record
CCCUACACGACCUUUCUCUCCUUUCAGGUCUUCCUUUUCAUCUUUCCAAAGAGAAAAAGAAAAUUCCAUUCAAAAAGAAGAAACACAAAGCACGCAAAAGAGGAAAAAGAAACACAGAAAUUCUUUUCUUUGGCAUUGAAGCAACCAAUACACAAACGAAAAUCACCUCACAAUCAUUUUGUCAAUUUUCAAAUUCCAAAUCCUCCCAUUCACUUCACUUAAAUUGCUCAUCAGAUAACACAAAAAAGGAAGAAGAGAGACCGAUAGAAGGCAACUGGAAAAAAUAAUUAAAAAAAAAAUAUGACGACGUUGCAGAAAUUCAAGCUUUUAGCGACACAAUGUGGCGUCACCCAAAGUCCAACAAGAAGUCCAAGGACGAGUCCCGUGGUCAAUUUCCAUCGCCCUAAAACCACUCUGCGAAUGCUUCUCACCAGAUCCAGUAGCCGCAAAUCAUCGACCCGUCGGGAAAUGUCGUAUCCACAGAGUUUCGUCGGAAAUUUACCUGAGAAAAAGAAGGACAACAAGGAUUUGAGUGGUCAUACUUUGAAGGAUUUAUUUGUAUCAUCUCCAUCGUUAGAAGAUGAUGACGAUGAAGGCAAAUUUGUAAACGAGAAAUUUGGCGGGAAGAGUGAAGUUGUAUUGGCGACGAAACUGAGUGAUCUUAAUGGAUUGGGUGGUGAAGCGGGUUCGCCGAGGCCGGGUUGGAUUGGAUUCAGGCAUAGGAUGCUGUUGAGGAGGGUUUGGCGUCCCAUGCUAAUGACCAUUCCCGAGUAAUUCUGUAGUAAU